GGCACAUCCCGAUUUUACACCUAGGGUUAUCUAAACGGCGUCUUCUUAUCCUGAAAAGAAGAAAGUCUAAUGUUCAUGUGACCACUACGUUGCACUCCGAUGUACACAAGAAACAGAUCAGUGGCACAGGAGAGUGUGAUAGAAAGACGACAGCCUUGUAUUUAUACCUUCCAGUGUACUCGGAGCAAAAGCACUAAGACUUGGGAAACCUCUGCGUUUUGAAUACAUGCAUUCGAAAAACCAAUCAGAGGUUAUAACAGUUCUAUUUAUGACUUCUUUGAAGCUGAUCUAUCAGCCUUUUUGAAAAAACCAAGUGAAGGAAGUGACAUCACCAUCCUAACUUUUUAAAAAAAAUUUCGUUUUGUUUUAUAAUAAAUAUAUAAUAUAUAGAUCUAUAUACUUUAGUUCUUAUUCACUCCUUGGUGCUGAGAUUCCAAUGAUGACGCCAUCAGUUUGUGCUGUGUCCCAAACCUUAGUCGUCCGUGUGUUUCUGCUUCCGGUUGUGUGGACUGCUCUGGGAUUUCGACUGCUGGAUACUGCUUUAGCUGCUAGCAACUACAGCACCGGAACAAAUGCCACAGGAGUCGCUGUCAGGAACGUCACUGUUGCGCCGGCGCCCGGUGGCCAGGUCACCUGUAAUGACAUCACAGUGGAGGCCGUCGUCUUUGAGCCCAACGGCUUCCACCAAAGGACUACAUUCGGGAGGAGUCGACAGUCGGAACAGAGGACGUGGUUCUGGUGUCUGCAAACCCCGCCCCCGACACGCGGAGGAGGAAGUCCGGAGACCAGGGGGCGGAGCCUGAGGUCCACUACACGGGAUCUGACAGCCAGAGGGGCGACUCAGAGGGCGUGACCAAAGGUCAUAAAAAGCUGGAGAGGCUAGUGAAGCCUUCGAAACAUUUGCCAGCUGACGUAGAGAUCCCUCAAGCAGCCACACCCCUCAUAGACGAGCAGGAGGAUUCGAACGACCACCCGUACACCGACGUGGGCGAGCAGGGCACCACCACCACCAGCGGCACACCAUCCAACAACAACCUGCCGCCAGAGGAGAACGGGGAGGGGGAGGGCAAGCUGUACACAAACUUCGGGGAGACCUCCAAGCUAGAACAGCCGUACGAUAUGCUCAACGUGAUCCCUGAGGAAGUGGAGUACACCAACACAAUGUUCAGCACCUACCAGCCGCUCACGCCUGUGAAAAAAAAGGCGCCGAAAUAGGAGAAAUUGGAGGGGAAAUAGGAGAGGGUGAAUAAAAUACGUAGAAGUAGCAGGAGAAAAAGAAAGAGGGAGAAGGAGUACACCAACACAAUGUUCAGCACCUACCAGCCGCUCACGCCUGUGAAAAAAAAGGCGCCGAAAUAGGA
Molecule: messenger RNA, 1361 nt
Organism: Aplysia californica (California sea hare)
Lineage: Eukaryota; Metazoa; Mollusca; Gastropoda; Aplysiida; Aplysiidae
Source: RefSeq, a predicted model, not a curated record